UGUCCCGUGGUCGUGCCCACCGUCUCGACCCAGACAAGAGCUUCUAGCUUUACUCUCUUCCGAACUACGCUAAUCGGCCUCCUCUGAAGACAAGCAAACUGCCCUCAACAACCGCUUUCGUCAACCUGCUCAAUCACAAUGGCUGUCGACACCGUUCCGACGACUUCUCCCGUCCCUAUUCCCGAAUUGACCAAGAUAGCCACCGAGUCUUGCGACUCCGCCCUCAAAGAUGUAACGGAAUAUGAACACUCGCGCGUCGCAGACUGGAACUCGCACAUCAUUAAUACUAUCCUCAAAGCCCUCAUCACCGCCACCGCCCCUUCCACCGCCUCCUCGUCGCCCCCCUACCGGUUCGUCGUGAACAGCACCAUCGUGCAACAGGGUCUAAUCGACAAGUCCGCCGCCGCGGACGGCACCCACACCAACGCCGGCAAGCGCGGGAUGCACUCCGCUUCGGGCGCCUUCUGGGACGUCAACCGUGACGGCAUGUGGACGUUCAAAUACCCCGGCGCCGAGGAGAGGGGUCUGGACGUUGUUGUCAGUGUGACAUGGUUUGCGCUGGGUUAAUAGCCUCGGAGCGGAGGGACUUCAGCGUGGGUGUUGUACCACUGUUAUUUGAAGA
Molecule: messenger RNA, 622 nt
Organism: Aspergillus homomorphus CBS 101889
Lineage: Eukaryota; Fungi; Ascomycota; Eurotiomycetes; Eurotiales; Aspergillaceae
Product: dynein light chain Tctex-type family protein
Exons: 4
Coding region: 139-567 (142 amino acids)
Biological process (GO): microtubule-based movement
Cellular component (GO): cytoplasmic dynein complex; cytoplasm
Molecular function (GO): dynein intermediate chain binding
Source: RefSeq, a predicted model, not a curated record